Messenger RNA from Symbiodinium sp. CCMP2592, 2868 nucleotides. Lineage: Eukaryota; Dinophyceae; Suessiales; Symbiodiniaceae. The record is from the annotation of a GenBank genome assembly.
AUGAACAAAGCCAACAAACGAAAACUGGCUAUGUAUGCUGAGGCCAAUCCUGGGGCAACGGUUUACGUGAUUCUGAAGCUGGCCAAGCCACUCUUGCACCUUCUGUGUGGCUUCAUUUGGUUGAGCAGUGAGCAUUUUGACAUUUGCCAGGACACAGCAGCUGCCAGGAAUGAUCCUCGAUCCUACAGAGUCUCUGAAGCUGCUCAACAAUCAUAUUUGACCAAGUUUAGGAAAGAGGUUGAUCAUUUGAUGCAUUCAGAGCACAUGUUCCUGCCCUCUGCUGGUUGCACUAUGGCCAUGCGUGCAUUAAUGUUUCGACUCCUUUCACGCUGUUCCUGUGCUGUUCACCACUAUUUGACUGUGUCCCAUCGGAAUUGCCCAUACGGUCUGUUCAAAGCAUUGACUGGGGGGGCACUGGAGGUUCAGGACAUUCCACUCUGCCUCCAAGAUGAGCUUACCACAGCCAUUCUUUCGGAUUUUCCGACGUACAACGAGUUGCAAUCGGAAGAGUGCCAACAAAUACUUUCCUCCAUUGCACACUCCUUCCAGAUUGACAUUUUGAACAUAGAGGCUGCCCACGCUUCGACCCGCCGUUUGAUAACAUUGCGCUCAGUCCAGACUUGGGCUUUGUCAAUGGAACAACUGAACACGGAGUUUAUCUUGCGGAAGAUCGUAUGCUUGCGAGAGCCGUUUAUGCCUUCUGGCCGCAUGUGUGCAAGAAAUCAGACGAGCAAGAAACGGAAGCGACAGGAGGCUGCUGCACAUCAGCCCCGGAUUCGAAGCGACAACAAACAAAAGGUCGGUUACGGUGGCACUUGGAGAGCUUUCAUGCGGACACAUGUGAAAGGCAUCAAAUUCAAGCAGGUUGGCCCGACCAUCAAGAGGAUGAGGUUGCGCUACCAUUUGUUGAAGGCCAGCAAAGACAGUGAGUGGUCCCUUUUGGAGCAUCUCGGUGUGCUUGCGACUCUUGCAGGGCAGCAGGGAGCAGUGCCAUUUCCAAGGUUGGAGGAGGCAGCAACCCCAAACCCAGGCAUUCUUCAGGACGACUUUGGCUCCAGGGCUGUGGUGCCUUUUGAAACAGCAGGUGAUGUGGUGCAGGCAGAACUGCGGCAACUUAGGCAGGAGUCUCGAGUGUUGAGUUCACUUGCUGCAACAGAACGUGAACAGAUGGCAAGUGAUGUCGUGGAGGCUGGCAAGAUGCAUAAGCAACUGCUCGGUGGUCAGCAGGGUCAGUCUUCUGAGUUGGUUGGAGCCUUGGGCAGUGGAUCUUAUCACUGCCUGCCGGGGCACCUGGGUCAACCAGAUGUGGCGUACUUUGUUGCACCAGCAGAUCUCUUGGAGAUCUUCAAGAAGACUGGAUCGGCUCGCAAAAGGUACGGCCAUGGAUUGUGGACACCCUUGAUGAAUGAGUGGCAUUCACUUAAUCGACUUGUGCGACAUUCUGAACAUGCAGUGAUUCAGACCAGUGAGACUCGUGAGACUUCAAAGUCCAUGUGCCUUGAGCAGGGCACAUGCAUCUGCAAGAGCUUUGUGUGGCAUUACCAUUGCAAGUUCAUUGCUUUGAUGUGCAAACCGCAUUUCCUGCCGAAACGUGAGGCCAGAAAGCAAUCCACAGCAGCAGCAGCAGCCGAGGCCCCGAAAGCAAGUCCGCAGCCGGCAGGUCCAUCGGCAGGAUCUGCACCGAGCCAACCCAAGCCCAAGAAGAAAGCAGUGAAAACACCCCACCGUGUCUUGGCAGAGCAGGGCUUCUUGGUUGUUCGUGUUUCAGCUUGCAAGGGGAGGGUCACACGGCAUGCGGACAAUCCUUGGGUGCAACUUGCAGCCAAAAGGGCAGGACACUCUGCCGAGCUUCCUGCUAUCACAGAUGGUGGGGUUGCUGCCGGUCAGGAACAGGAGGAUCAGCUGGAACAGUCUUUGUGGUUCCACUUGGGGUUCAUGAAUUAUCGAACGUGGCAAUGCACAGUCACACCCCUCAAUUACUCACAUUCGGACGAUGAAGGUGUUCAUCUGUAUGCGCAGGAUCCUUUGGGCUGUUGCUUGCAUCUGGAUUUUGUCAAGCAGAACCAAGAUCUGAAAGCAGCCUGGGUUGCUCAAUAUUAUACCGUGCACAGCACAGGUGCAACCUUGGCACCUGCUGACAUGCUACCUGCACAUGUCAUUGUUCGAACGUAUAAGGGGCUACCACCACUCAAAGUCUGGCUGGGUGAGGAAAUGGAGGCCCGCAUGAGGCACCAACGUGCCCGUGGAGGCCGUGGAGGUCAGAGACAACAGGGAGGGUCACGGGCAUCCCAUGGUGCAGCUGCUGGCCAGACCAGCCGUUCUGCAGGUUCGGCAUCGGGCUCAGCAGCUCUGGGCCACGCAGAUCCUGAUUUUCAAGCCCCUGCCAGUGACACUGUGAUCGAGGACAGGCCAAAUGCCAAGCAACUGCCCUCUGGUGAUGAGGCCAGUGGGUCUGACAAGGAUCAUACACUGGAGGAUCGCCUCGUGACUGAUGAUCCAACACCCUUGGAUGAAGCUGCAGAGGACCUUGAGCAUGAUGAUGUUCCUGAUAUUUCUGGCGCCCAAGCUUCAAGCUCAUCUGUGCGCCCAGUGAAGGGCCCAGCGGAUGCCAGUGCCCCGAGUGAUGCAGCAGCUCCUCGUCAUGGUCGAGGUGGCGGAGCCGGUGGUGGUGAGAAGAGCGGCACCGAGGUCGUUUUCGAUUUAGGCCAAGGUGCCUCGAUACGAUACUACCCUGUAUCCAACGUUCUGCAGGCUUACUGCCGCUUGCACGGCUCGGAUUGUCGCAAGACCCGGACAGUGAAGGCUGGCCGCCAGGAACAUCAGGGACGUCCUCUCGGAUUUCUGCUCUCCUGGUUAAAGGUUAGAUGA